UUGAUCGUGUAAGGAACAAGAAUUUUACACAGACGAUGUUAGUUUAGCUAGUUGUUGAACAACCAUGCGUCUCCUAGGAGUAUUUGCGGUGUGCUGUGCAGGAAUUGCGAAGGGAGCUGAUGUACCUACCGUUGUGGGAGGCAAAGCAGCUCCAGAUCAUAAAUAUCCAUAUCAAGUGUCUGUCCGAGCUGGGAAUCCCCUUCAGCACUUGUGCAGUGGCUCAAUUAUUCAUGAAAAGUGGGUACUAACUGCUGCUCACUGUGUUGACAAGUGA
Molecule: messenger RNA, 274 nt
Organism: Fopius arisanus
Lineage: Eukaryota; Metazoa; Arthropoda; Insecta; Hymenoptera; Braconidae
Product: tryptase delta-like
Exons: 2
Coding region: 65-274 (69 amino acids)
Biological process (GO): proteolysis
Molecular function (GO): serine-type endopeptidase activity
Source: RefSeq, a predicted model, not a curated record